UUGGUCCAUUUGCUCAGCGGGCCCUCCAUAAUAGACGCCAUCUUAGCACCGAACCGGCACCGCCGCGCACGCCGCGCACUCGGAUGGCCAGCAUUCCCGGGAAUCAGAAAGCUACACACUCUGAAAAUUCCCAAGGGAAGAAGUCCCAGCAUGCAGAAGAAGCCAUUUUUUACAUGAACUGCAGAGCAGCUUACCUGAGUGUCUUAAAAAGCAGCUUAGAAAAUAUUAAAUCCAAGGAACAACUCAGUUUAGUACUUCAGCAGGCUGGAAGAAAUCCUUCUCGGAGGACCAUUAAUAAAUACUGGACUUCACAAACAACUUCACUGAAUUUUGAUGAUUUUUGUGCUAUUUUAAAAAAAGAAAAGCCAGCUACAAAAAAUGAACUGCUCGAAGCAUUUGGAAAAAUAGACACAGAUAAAGCUGGAUAUGUUUUCCAUGAUGAACUUUAUAAAAUUCUUACAACAAGAGGUGAUAAAAUGACCUGGGAGGAAGUGACCAGCAUUACCAAACAAGCUGAUUUUAACUGCAGUGGCAAACUUGACUACAACAAGUUCUGUGAGCUGUACCUGAGCACCCGUGAGCAGUGCUGCAAGGCUGCAAGGGACAGGCUGGAAGUUGACCCUCGAUUGAGGCAGCAGCAGUUUGGGAAUCAAACUGAGAAUUCCUCUGAAGGGAUCCCAGUGCCGGUGUCCAAAGCAUCCCCGAGGAUCUCCAGGAAAAGCGAUCACAAACUGGCUAACGGUGACAGCAGAGCUCCUUCAAGACCUUCAUCAGCUCAAAGUGGCAAAGCUUCCAGCUCCACCACUGUCACUGUGGGUGCCAGCAGCAGCAGCAGGAACACAAAGCUAAUUAUUGAGCCUGACACAAUGAAGGAAUGGCAAUGUGUACAAUCCAAAGGAUGCUUCUACCUGGAAGAAGAUGGGGAAAUCAUCAGUCACAAGUACAGGCUGCACUUACCCCAAAGAUCUGCAGUUUGUAUCACCAUCAAACCUUUAAAUAUUGCCCAAGCAGAAGGAAAAUCUUGUCGCUGGUUGUCAGUGGAUACAGCUUUGUUUAUUCUGAAGGAAAAUGAAACCCAAGAGAAUCUACAGCUUGUGAGCUUUACUGAACUCCAACACAAAGAGAUGUUUGGAUGGAGAGGGGAGCUUGGAUCUGGGGUUUACUGGCUGCUCCCUUUCACAACUGGCUGCAGGCUGAGGAAGGUAAAAACCCAAAUUCCUGGAGAAGCCAAACUGGUGGGGAGAGAUGAAGAUGGAGAGCUGGCUCUCACCAAAGAAUUCCAAGCUGCUUUGUUGGAUAUAUUUGAAACAAUUGAUUUGGAUGGGAAUGGCCUCCUGAGUCUGGAGGAAUACAACUUCUUUGAGCUGAGGACUAGUGGGGAGAAGUGUGAUCAGGAAGCCUGGGCUGUGUGUAAGGAGAAUUUUGAGAUGAAGAAAAAUGAGCUAACAAGACAAGGAUUUAUGGAUUUGAAUCUCAUGGAAGCCAACGACCGAGAUGGGGAUCCUCAGGACCUUUGGGUCACUUUGUUGUCCCUGGGCUACAACAAAGCCUUAGAAAUGACAGAGGCCUGCCCCUUUGUCAUUGACAUCUGUGCAGAGAGGUGCAAAGCCAGGAUGAAAGCCGUUUCUCUGGAGGCAGGGGGCUCCCAGCUGAGCAGGGCUGUCUGCAGGUCUGUGGUUAAUAAAGGAGAGGCCAAAGUGUUGGAUGGCUCUGAGAACAUCAUCAUCCACACUUACAAAUCAGGCAGCAGGAUCAGCUCUGUGAUUGAAAAUAAGUCUGAAAAUAAAGUGAUAAUUCAUGUCAACAAUGAGAAGAGUAAGAACUGCCUCAACAGUAGGGGACUGACAGUUUUUGCUGUGGAAGUGGCUCCAAAAUCCAUGAUGGUCUCUCAGCACGUGAUGCCCCUCAAGGAGCAGGAAGAGUGGAUUUACAGCUGUGUGCACUCCCUUGUAGGUUAAACCUCCCAGUGCCAGGCUUGGGAGCAGCCACACUGAACCAGGAACGGCUUUAGGCAGCUUUUAGGCAAUUUAUAGUCUUGUCCUUCUCAAAAAGCUGGCAUACUGGCUUUAUACUUGUUGAUGAUCUUGGCACGAAAACACUGAGGCACAAUAAAAAUUAGUGCUGUUCAGUAAUCCAGCUGUAAUAGAACUGUGCUUCAUAAAGGCUGCUCUCCCUAGAUCUGCUCUUGAUUUCCAUACCAUGGGUUGUAGUUCCAUCGCAGGCUGGAACUGCCUGACUGAGGAAAAACUUUGUUGAAUGGGUUCCUAAUUAAACAUUCUUGUGGUUUGGAUGUGAGAAGUGUAAAGGGGUGAGGCUCAUUUUAUUUUGUCACCUGAUAAAGGAUUUGCUUCUUUCCCUUUUUUUUGGUCAUUUGCUGAUAAUCCUCAUCUUCCACUUGUUCUGUAAUUACUGCCUGAUUUUAUACUCUUUUAUAUACAAUAAAGUCUGCCUUUUCAUAUGCAAUAAGGAAAUAACAUCAUUUGGGAAAAAUGGAGGUUUGUCUUGGGCUCUUG
This is a messenger RNA of Corvus hawaiiensis (hawaiian crow), 2513 nucleotides long. Its product is annotated as EF-hand calcium-binding domain-containing protein 7-like. The transcript has 14 exons. The coding region runs from base 84 to 1958 and encodes 624 amino acids. NCBI's taxonomy places the organism in Eukaryota, Metazoa, Chordata, Aves, Passeriformes, Corvidae. Gene Ontology annotation, molecular function: calcium ion binding. The record is from RefSeq and is a predicted model, not a curated record.